This is a messenger RNA of Drosophila serrata, 1520 nucleotides long. RefSeq names its product carbohydrate sulfotransferase 4. NCBI's taxonomy places the organism in Eukaryota, Metazoa, Arthropoda, Insecta, Diptera, Drosophilidae. Gene Ontology annotation, biological process: N-acetylglucosamine metabolic process; sulfur compound metabolic process. The record is from RefSeq and is a predicted model, not a curated record. Gene Ontology annotation, molecular function: N-acetylglucosamine 6-O-sulfotransferase activity.
UUCUCUCCUCAACCGUCCGGCAGUAUGGCCAGUGUGCGGAUCGUGCUUCUGGUGCGGGAUCCACGAGGAACGAUGCAGUCGAGGCGGCAUCGAGUAUGGUGCGGUGGCAAUGAGGAUUGCGAGGAUCCGCGACUCGUCUGCCAGGAUCUUCAGGAUGACUACAAGACAGCCGAGUUGCUGUUGCAAAAAUAUCCAUCGCGUUUUAGGACUCUGCGCUAUGAAGACUUGUCACUGAAUCCCAGUGAAAUGACACAGGACAUUUUGCAGUUCUACGGAUUGCCAUUCGAUCCAGCCGUCGAGGAGUUCCUAGACACGCACACCAAGGUUAACAUUGGCGGUGUCAGCUCCACCUAUCGUGAUUCCAGGUCAGCACCAUUCCAUUGGAUGCAGGAUCUAAAGCCAGAUGAGAUCAAGCAGAUCCAGGAUGUUUGCGUCGAUGCCAUGGACAUGUGGGGCUAUCGUCGCAUCGAGAACUUCAGCAACUUCUCCAGCCUCCAGCAGAGCUUCGAUCCAAUGGUGCUGCCACCGCCAUUCACGUGAAGCGGACGGGCAUAGUGUUAGCUGACCUAUCGUCAACGAUAACUGAUAAUGAUAACUAAUUCUUCUACUUGGUACAUUUUGUUGUGAUAUCGUCGUGUUGAGCGAGCAAAAAGAAAGAGGAAAGGAGCUGAGCGGAGCGGAAGAAGUGAUUGAGAGGCGGGCGCAAUGAGUGGCCAGAGGAGGGGAAACCGGAUGCACUGUGAAAACUCAAUUCAUAGCUGGCACAUUUUUGCUGAACACGCAAACACACUUAACUGAGCAAUAGUUAUUAAUAUAUAUAAACUGAAUAUACAAUAUGAAAUGCAUAAGUUUAGUAAUUGGCGAAUUUUGUGUAGAGCGUAAAACGGUACGAAAACCAGUCGAAUAUCAGAUUUACAUUUAGGCCUAGAUCUUAAGCAACCAAUAACUGAAAGUUUAGUCUAUAUAGGGCUGCAUAUUGUGGAUUGUUUACUUGGCUUUUUGAUGUAAAUUAUUUAGGCAGAAACUUUUGUAAUUCAGCUUAACCAGCAAGUGCAUAGAAAUCCAGUGAUUUAGCAUCUAACACACAACCAAAACGUAUCAGAGUCAGAGUCAAAAUUGAACGAGUUCGAAAAUACUAGAGAUGCAAUAAUUAUACAACCGUGUUUGGCAUACUACAAAUUGUGCAAUAUUUAUCAAAUGGAAAUGCGAACAAUUUAAUCACGCUAGAAUCAAUUUAGACACGAAUUUCCUAAAGCAAAUUAUAUAUCUGUAAAAGUGUACGAGAGGAGCAAUGGGCACUCAACUCCUAAGCAUAAGUUUCCCUAGGCAUAAUUUAUUUGUAUGGUUAUUUAGUUGUAAUUGUAAUUAAAUUGUACUAUACUUUAUGUCCUUACAUUAUACAACUGAGUUAAAUUCGUUUUCUUUUUCCAAAACGAAGGCCCAGUAAAUUGAUCAAAUUGGAAACACGAUGUUAAAUGAGUAAUCGGAUUAUUUAAUAAAAUGAAAUGAAUCCAGCAAUA